CUGCGCUUUGAAAAUCAAAAUUGUAUAACAGCUGGACCAGAAACUUGAAAACAGAGACAGAAAAGAAGGCUUAAGGAAGAAGGGUGUGGACUUUUGGCUCUGGCUGAUAACAACUAUUUUGUGCUCUCUGCAAAUCCCGUCCGUUGUUCAGGUUCUCAAAGCGCAACAUUCGCCUUAAAGACUGUAGCUUUUGCCCACCAAAACCCAACCAAAUGACCGAAGCUCCAAGCUUGGUAUCUCAUCCUCUUCGUCUUCUUCGGCUUUACCUUUUCUCUCACCUUCACUCUGCAACAAGCUAAAGAGGGAGGUUCAGAGUAAAAAAAAAGAAGCUUGAAAAAUUGGGAGAAGAAGAACAAGGAGCUGAUUUGGUUUGGUGGGUCGUUUUCUGAUUGACUAAAGAAGCGAUUUUUAUUGGUGGGUUUGGCUAUGGCUUUUGGUCCAAUGUUUUGCUGUGGAAGGGGCUUUGGUCGAAAAGAACGAGGAAAGAAGCAGCCAACAUGGAGGGUCUUUUCCUUGAAGGAACUCCACGCAGCAACAAACAAUUUUAAUUAUGACAACAAACUUGGAGAGGGAGGGUUUGGAAGUGUUUACUGGGGUCAGCUUUGGGAUGGAUCACAAAUUGCAGUUAAAAGGUUAAAGGUCUGGAGUAACAAAGCAGAUAUGGAAUUUGCAGUUGAGGUUGAGAUAUUGGCUCGAGUUCGGCACAAGAAUCUGCUCAGUUUACGUGGCUAUUGUGCAGAAGGGCAAGAGCGUUUAAUUGUAUAUGACUACAUGCCAAAUUUGAGCUUACUUUCUCAUCUUCAUGGGCAGCACUCAGCUGAAUGCCUUCUUGAUUGGAACCGGCGGAUGAAUAUUGCAAUUGGAUCUGCUGAGGGAAUUGCCUAUCUUCACCACCAUGCAACUCCACAUAUAAUCCAUAGAGACAUCAAAGCUAGCAAUGUGUUAGUGGACUCAGAUUUCCAGGCUCAAGUUGCCGAUUUUGGUUUUGCAAAGCUAAUCCCUGAUGGUGCUACACAUGUGACCACAAGAGUGAAGGGUACCCUUGGCUACCUUGCACCCGAAUAUGCUAUGUUAGGGAAAGCUUCAGAGAGUUGUGAUGUCUACAGCUUUGGCAUUCUCCUGCUAGAACUUGCCAGUGGCAAGAAACCCAUUGAGAAAUUGAGUUCAACAAUGAAACGCACAGUCACUGAUUGGGCACUGCCAUUGGCUUGUGAGAGGAAGUUUGACGAAUUAGCAGAUCCCAAGCUCAACGGAAAGUAUGCAGAGGAUGAGCUGAAAAGAGUUAUCUUUGUGGCUCUGCUAUGUGCUCAUAGUCGACCCGAGAGAAGACCGACUAUGCUGGAGGUGGUCGAGCUACUGAAGGGAGAAUCGAAAGAGAAGUUAGCUCAAUUGGAGAAUGAUGAACUAUUUAAGACCUCCCAGGCUCUAGAAUAUAAUGAUGGGAAUGAUGGGACAUCAGCAGCUGAAGAUAGCUCAGAUUUCAUCUCAGAGGAAAAAGAUGAAAAACAGGAUUCGAAAUAGGAGGCCGUGCCUAGGAUUGGCCAUAAUGGCUGAGAAAAUGUGAAAAGACAUAGAUGUGUGUUUGGAUUUAAGGUUAAGGUAAGGUAGCACUGGCUGUCAAUUUGUUAGAAUUUCCAGGGAUUAUAGCUGCCUUUUCGUUCACAACCGUUGUUUUCGUGAGUGCUGUGUUAUCUGUGUGCAUUCCUCUUUUCCUUUUGCCCUUCUCAUUUUGGUUUGUUUUGAGCAUCUGAAUGACAUGAAGAACUGUUUUUAGUGUUUAU
Molecule: messenger RNA, 1781 nt
Organism: Prunus avium (sweet cherry)
Lineage: Eukaryota; Viridiplantae; Streptophyta; Magnoliopsida; Rosales; Rosaceae
Product: PTI1-like tyrosine-protein kinase At3g15890
Biological process (GO): protein phosphorylation
Molecular function (GO): ATP binding; protein kinase activity
Source: RefSeq, a predicted model, not a curated record